This is a messenger RNA of Calidris pugnax (ruff), 1399 nucleotides long. RefSeq names its product INO80 complex subunit C (gene INO80C). The record is from RefSeq and is a predicted model, not a curated record. Bases 1 to 819 code for a protein of 272 amino acids. The transcript has 5 exons. Gene Ontology annotation, biological process: chromatin remodeling. NCBI's taxonomy places the organism in Eukaryota, Metazoa, Chordata, Aves, Charadriiformes, Scolopacidae. Gene Ontology annotation, cellular component: Ino80 complex.
AUGCUCGGGGGACGCGCGCGCCCGGGGAAGGCGGUUGGGGCGGGGCGAUCGUUACCGGCACCUGGAGGCAGCGCCGUGUCCCCGCCGGGCGGGACCGCUCCGUCAUCUCAGCGGCCCCGGGAACGGCCGGGCUGGAAGCUGCCGAGCCCCAGGGAAGGGAUGGGAUGGGCGCUUGCUGCGGAGCCGGGCGGCUUCAGCGGCCCUCGGGAGGGCGGUUUCUUUCCAGGCGUUCGAGCGCCGAGUUUCCGGCCUCUCCUUUCUGCGGUGUGGGGGUUGUGUGCCCCCCGUGUGUACAGCCGCGCCGGUAGUAGAGUUCUCACUCCAGUAGGUAGACAGCUCAGUCUCCGGUUAAACUUGCUCAGCACAACAAACAGUAAGACUGUAUUUUUUCUUCAGAGUGCAGGUGGAGAGGCCAUGAAUGAAAACAAAUUUCUGAACACAGACUCCAGCACUGGAUCAGUGGAAACAACCGUCAAGCCAUUACCAUUUAAAGAUCCAAACUUCAUUCAUUCCGGCAUUGGUGGAGCAGCAGCUGGCAAGAAGAACAGAACUUGGAAGAACCUAAAACAAAUUCUUGCUUCUGAAAGGGCAUUGCCAUGGCAACUAAAUGAUCCGAGCUAUUUUAAUAUUGAUGCUCCUCCUUCCUUUAAGCCUGCCAAGAAAUAUUCUGACAUUUCAGGCCUUCCGGCAAAUUACACAGAUCCCCAGAGCAAGCUGAGAUUUAGUACUAUUGAAGAAUUUGCCUAUAUUCGGAUGCUCCCUUCAGAUGUGGUUACAGGAUACCUGGCUCUAAGGAAAGCAACAAGCAUUGUUUCUUGAAAAGACCAAAUAUUGUUGUAUAUCACUUAUGAACAGUGCUAACUCUGAGAAUCGUGACGGAAACUGACUGUGGGACUGAGGUUCCUUAAAACUAUCCAUGGAUAUUUACAUCUGGAAGUAGUUGAUGAUAUAUGGAUUUGAAGAACAUACGGAUUUAAUUUUGAUAAAUGCUGAUAUUUGUUAGUUUGCCAAUUUGUAAGCAAUUUGGUUUGGUGAACAGAAUAACUUAGACCUUAAGGAUACAUAUCUGCACCACAAUGUCUAAGUUAUAUUAAUUUCUGUAGAGAUAGGAUUUCAUCUCCACCCUCUAUAUUUUAUGUACUGCUCUGGCUCUGGAGAGUCAUUUAAAUUAAAGAAAAGGUACCAAGAUAUCCCAACUUCUAAACCUGCUUUCCAGAUGUCACUUGGCUAUGAAGAAUGUUGUCCCAUCUGUAAAAUGAAGCUAAAAUACCCAGCAAGUGCUGCUAUUGUGAUAACUGUUUAUGGUACUGAGCACUGUGGAAAUGAACAGCUUCACACAAAUUCUUGCAUUGAAGAACUGUCAGCAUCAAUAAAGUUGGACUCAAACUUAUUCUUAAAA